ACAGAAGAGAAGUUGGCAUUAGCGAAGGGCAAUGACGGAUCGACACGUAUAAGGCAAACUGUGCUCUUUUCCUCUCAGGCAUCCCUUUUGAAGUAAGCCAUACUUCUGCAAAACCCUGAACCCCAUGUGGCCAUUUCUGUGCUUUAUUUACUGAUAAAUAUACUAAAAAGGACCAAUACUUGUAAGCCAAACUCCAACCUUUCAGCUUGCCGUCAACAAUGGAGUCUGUGUUUGCCAGCCCUAACCUUUCCCCAGCAAUCCCCAGACACACUCACAAAUGCCCUGCAAUUCGCACUCUUACCGUUAGUUUUUCGAAGGGUCUUACUUCCUCCCUCCGUGGCGCUUCAAGGCGGUCCUCACUUCGACCCUUCCCUGUACCUGCAGCUGUCCGCUGCGAGGCCUCUUCCUCUCUGCGUCGUCCGGAAUACACCCCUAACCGGAUCUCCGACCCCAAUUAUGUUCGCAUUUUUGACACCACCCUCCGGGACGGCGAACAGUCCCCUGGCGCCACAAUGACCUCCACGGAGAAGCUCGCCGUAGCCCGGCAGCUCGCCAAACUUGGAGUCGACAUAAUUGAGGCCGGAUUUCCUGCUUCCUCCGAGGCUGACCUUGAGGCCGUCAGGAUGAUUGCAGAGGAGGUCGGCUGUGGGGAGGGUGAUCACGCCCCCGUCAUCUGCGGCCUUGCCAGAUGCAAUAAGAGAGACAUAGACAAGGCCUGGGAGGCCGUAAAGCAUGCUAAGAAGCCUAGGAUCCACACCUUCAUCGCCACCAGUGAAAUCCACAUGAAGUUUAAGCUCGAAAUGUCCAAGGAACAAGUGGUAGAGAAGGCAACUAGCAUGGUCGCUUAUGCCAGGAGUCUGGGUUGCCAGGAUGUUGAAUUUAGCCCAGAAGAUGCUGGCAGAUCUGAUAGGGAGUUUCUUUAUGAGAUACUUGGAGAAGUUAUUAAAGCUGGCGCAACAACCCUUAAUAUUCCUGAUACCGUUGGUUAUACUAUUCCCACUGAAUUCGGAAAGUUGAUUGCUGAUAUUAAAGCCAACACCCCUGGAAUUGAAAAUGUUAUCAUUUCAACACACUGUCAAAACGAUUUAGGGCUUGCAACUGCCAACACUUUAGCUGGAGCAUGUGCAGGUGCUAGACAAUUAGAAGUGACCAUUAAUGGCAUUGGCGAGCGAGCUGGAAAUGCUUCAUUUGAGGAGGUUGUAAUGGCUUUGAAAUGUCGUGGCGAGCAAGUUUUUGGUGGUCUUUACACGGGGAUAAGUACACAACAUAUUAUCAUGACUAGCAAGAUGGUAGAAGAGUAUACCGGUCUCCAUGUGCAGCCGCAUAAGGCCAUUGUUGGCUCUAAUGCUUUUGCCCAUGAAAGUGGCAUCCAUCAGGACGGAAUGCUGAAAAACAAAGAUACAUAUGAGAUAAUGUCUCCAGAAGAUAUUGGGCUUCAUCGAGCAAAUGAAUCUGGUAUUGUCCUCGGGAAACUAAGUGGGCGUCAUGCUUUGCAAGCCAAAAUCAUGGAGCUUGGUUAUGAGAUUGAAGGAAAGCAAUUAGAGGACCUCUUUUGGCGUUUUAAAUCUGUUGCUGGAAUGAAAAAGAAAGUAACUGAAGAAGACCUAAUUGCACUAGUAUCAGAUGAAGUUUUCCAGCCACAAGUGUUUUGGAGACUUGGGGAUGCACAGGUAACAUGUGGCAGUCUUGGCCUUUCAACGGCAACGGUUAAACUCAUUGAUGCUGACGGUGAAGAGCACAUUGCUUGUUCUGUCGGCACUGGCCCUGUAGAUGCGGCUUAUAAGGCAGUUGAUCUAAUUACAAAGGUGCCAAUAACUCUCCUCGAGUAUUCUAUGACUGCUGUUACUGAAGGUAUUGAUGCCAUAGCCACCACUAGAGUUCUUAUUCGGAACAACAGUACACCAGACCAUGGUUUAACCGGAGAGAGUGCCAACCGCUCGUAUAGUGGAACAGGGGCAUCUAUGGACAUUGUCAUCUCUAGUGUGAGAGCAUAUAUUGGUGCAUUGAACAAGCUGUUAGGUUUCCAAAAGCUAGUUUCACGGUACAAUAAAACCGAGGGUACUUCUGUUGUCUAGGCCAUUUCCACACAUUGCAUAUAAUAUCUAAGAUCUAAUAUAAAGGCUUUUAUGAUUGGUCAGUUUGACAAAGUAGGUGGUGUUUAUCUUAGAGUUGAACCUAAUGAAAAAUUUGUAGUUAGAUUUCUUAUUUCUUAUGUAUAUUGUUUGUUUGGUGGGAGUAGAUUUAUAUGAAAGACCCAUACUUUCGUUUCAGUGGCUGCGAAUAUAUUGUGACGUUUUAUUAUUCGUGCUGCUAAUAUAUUUUUGGAGUAAAAAGGAAA
This is a messenger RNA of Cuscuta epithymum, 2338 nucleotides long. Lineage: Eukaryota; Viridiplantae; Streptophyta; Magnoliopsida; Solanales; Convolvulaceae. The record is from the annotation of a GenBank genome assembly.